ACACGGCGUGUAAACACCCAUUCAGUACAGUGCAGAGCAGAGAACGCACGACCGCAGACAGGUGUCCGCAAUUGGCGACCUUUCCGUAUUAUUGAGGAAUUAUCCAUUUCACAGGCGUGUAUAUUAAUAUAUUCCCCGCUGUGGAGUGUAAGCGACCGGACGACAAAAACAAUUCAAAAAAGCUGCUCAUUUGUUGGCGAAGACGACGGACGGGACUUGGGAGGUAAAGCAGCUCCGAGCCACCAUGGCAGCGGCGACCGUCGCCGAGGCUGAGAAGCCGGCGGCGGCGGCGGCGGCGGCGGCGGCGAGCGAAGGCGCCACCGCCGCCGGCUUCUCCGGCAUCCACGCGCCGGCCUGGGACGAGUCUCAGCUGCGGAGGUAUACGUUCGCUCCCAAGGCUGUCCCCAGGCUGUCGCACACGGACCCCAGAGCCGAGAUGCUCAUCGACAACGAGGAGCCGGUGGUUUUAACGGACACAAACCUGGUGUAUCCCGCUCUCAAAUGGGACAUGGCGUACCUCCAGGAGAACAUCGGCAAUGGCGACUUCUCCGUCUACAUCGCGGAAAACCACAAGUUCCUUUACUACGAUGAGAAGAAAAUGGCCAACGUGGAGAACUUUGUCCCCAAGUCCCAACGGCUCGAGAUGAAAUUCUCCGAGUUUGUGGAGAGGAUGCAGCAAGUGCAGCAAAUGGGAGGGGAGGAGCGGGUGUACCUGCAGCAGACGCUCAACGACACGGUCGGAAAGAAAAUCGUGGUCGACUUCCUCGGUUUCAACUGGAACUGGAUCAACAAGCAGCAGGCCAGGAGGAACUGGGGCCAGCUGACAUCCAACCUGCUGCUCAUAGGCAUGGAGGGCAACGUGACGCCGGCGCAUUACGACGAGCAGCAGAACUUCUUUGCACAAAUCAAAGGCCACAAGAGAUGCAUCCUCUUCCCUCCAGACCAGUUUGAGUGUCUCUAUCCUUACCCUGUACACCACCCCUGUGAUAGGCAGAGUCAAGUUGAUUUUGACAACCCCGACUACAAGAGGUUCCCCAGUUUUCAAAAUAUUGUUGGCUAUGAGGCGGUCGUGGGCCCGGGAGACGUGCUCUACAUCCCCAUGUAUUGGUGGCAUCACAUAGAAUCACUGCUGAGCGGUGGAGUGACAAUCACUGUCAACUUUUGGUACAAAGGUGCGCCCACGCCCAAGAGGAUAGAAUACCCGCUGCGAGCGCACCAGAAGGUGGCCAUCAUGAGGAACAUCGAGAAGAUGCUAGGAGAAGCACUCGGCAACCCUCGACAAGUGGGACCGUUGCUCAAAACCAUGAUCACGGGCCGCUACGAAGAUCCCAACGAGGCCGCCGCCCCUUGAAAGUGCGCCCUCUUGACUUUUGGACUAUGUCGCUGCAUGGCAGUAAGCGGCCAUCUUGAAACCGUAGUGCUUCUCAGAGUGCCAUCGUCCUUGCCGAUCCCAUGGGAGUUGACUGUACUUGAACAAGAGGUUGUUUUUUUUUCUUUUGUCUUGCUUAGUUAUUUAUGUCAGUCAGUGUUCUCAGAGUUUAUAAUUAAAAAAAAAAAAAAAAAAAAGUGAAUAGGAUUUGCUGUGAAUGAGAGAUUUUGGGGGAAUCUCAGUGAUAAACCACUAGUGAAGAUUCGGGUGGGGGGGGAGAGUGAAAUGUAACAUUUCUCUCGCCUGGUCGUGUCGAAAGCAGUUGUUGCUGUCCGACGAGUAUCUUCCGCACCGGCGAUGUGGUGACGCAUCGAAUAAUCCGAUUGUUUGACUACUUGAAAGAGGCUGAUGAGUCCUUGAGUUGAAAGUGACUUUUAAUGCAAAGUCCACGGUAAGUGUGCCUCGCUGGUGUUGCACUUGCUCGCUUAGCUUCGCCUGGCUACAAUUUGGAAGUACGUCUACGUCUAUGCCUUUCAGUGACUCUUCCAGUAUCUCUGUGGCACCCUGCCGAUCACGCUCUUCAUUGGAUAUUCGAGGUAUGAAACAUUCAACAGUUGGAUAAGCUAAAUGUAUAAAAAAAAACAACCUGUGAGGAUAUAUAAUGAUAGUUAUGAUGAUUAACUCCUCUCAUGUCUGGGCUACAGAAAUUUAGUAGGAAAUUGGACAUAAAGUAAGCACUUUUUUAUGUUCAAAACUGGACGCAUUGGGACUAUUUUGACGUACAGUAUGUACAACAGUUGUACUUUGUUGCUUCCUACCAUUGUUGACAUGUAACAAGCGCUGGAUUUUAAUUUUAAAUACAAUUACAGAUUUUUAGAAAACCCAAUUCUGCAAUUUUCCUUUCAUUAUUAUUUGAUAACAUAUAAACCUAAAAGUAUGCAUCUAAAAGUGAAAGAAAAGCUCAAAAACGUACAUGCAUUUAAUUGCUUUUUUCAUACUAUAUAUUUUUUUUUAAUCUGGGAAAAAGGAUGGAAAUAUAUUUUGUUUUUCAUUUUAGGAUAAUAAAUGACAGAAAUGUAAAAAAAAUUGCAUAUUUAAUUGAACAGCAAAUUUCUAGUUUCUAAAUGAGUUUUCUAAAUUGUGAUUUUCUUUUCAAAAGAAAAGGAUGAAAAAAAGUUGUAUACACUUGUUUAAUUGUACUCACUGUCCAAUUAAUUGUCAUACUAAUUAAUUUGUGAUUAUCUGGAAAAAAAGCAUGGAAUUUUUGAAAAUGUAACUUUUUAUUGACAGCGACAAUAUACAGUUUUCUGGUAAGCACAGUGCAUUUCUUUUUUGUACAAAAUCCUACUAAAUUCUCCUGUGAAAUGACAAAACUGUUCCAUGCAUGAACUCACCUCCAGAGCCACCACAAUAAAUGCAUUUGGUUAUCUAUUAAUAACAUAAUUGUAAAAAUAUGUCAUCCAACUAAUGACUGUAAUAUCUGACCAUUUUAAUGUUAAACGGUAUUAAACACCACUGUCGUUAAGGUGCGUUUAGAGCAAAUGCAUUAGAGUUCACACGAGCCGCAUUAUUGAAAAAGAAACAUAUAUAUAUAUUGCAGCUUUGUGGGAGUGAGGGCUGGCAUGGUAAUAAAUCGUCUAAGUGCAGUAAUGUAUAUGAUGACAAAUCUAGUGGUACUGAAAAACAAAAAAGCCCCUCGUAUUCAAAAGUAUGUGCUGGCGGGCAGCCAGAUAACUUUCUUAUGUUCUUAAUCAUUUUUGACUCAUACUUCAAGGACUAUUGGAUUAGGACUAGCAAGGACACACACACACACACAAAAAAACCAGAUAUAAUAUUGUAGGUUACGUAUUCCUGUGGAACUAAUUUAUAGUAAGGCUCAUAUUUAAGGUUUAUACUGUACCCGUGAUCUGGUGGAAAGCUGUUUGUUAAGCUUCAUGGUGGUUUGUGUGAUGUACACUGCUAUAAUACAAAUAUUCAACUGGGUUGCAUGACCUGCUAUAGGACUGGACUGCGUGUCGUCCUUUUUUUUUUCCACCCCCCCGCCCCCCAUUUUAAGCCACUGUGUCGCCUACUACUUCUGCAGAGCCAUACACUGAAGAUUGUAUAUGUUCCAAACGCCACAGAAACCAGUAGAAGCCGAUCUGGUUUUGCUCUUAAAAGCACAUAACUAUCGAAAGUAUGGGUUGCAAAAAGGGUGGAACAUUUCCGGGAAAUUUGGAAAGAUUGCAAAUCAUCUUUCCCUGUUGAAAUGAAUGGAAAUGCCGUUAAUCCGUUACAGCCUCAUUCGACAGUGUUUUGAAAUUCAAGCAUGGUCAAUGAAUGAAUUCAUCUUGUAUCUCAAGGCACCACUGUAUUCUAAAUUGGAAACUUCCAAAGGGAAUUCAUGGAAAAGUAAUGAAAAAAUAUCAAUUUAGCAAAUUCCUGGUUUAUUCCUGUUAAAUCACGCGGAAAGUUUCCAGUUUAAAAAAAAAAAACAAAUCUUCCGGGAUUUUGCAACCUUAAUUGAAAGUGACAUAAUGACGGCACUACAAAAAGCAACACGUGCAAGAUUUGUUGUUAAUAAAGAGACAAUUUGCAAGACAA
Molecule: messenger RNA, 3952 nt
Organism: Phyllopteryx taeniolatus (common seadragon)
Lineage: Eukaryota; Metazoa; Chordata; Actinopteri; Syngnathiformes; Syngnathidae
Gene: hif1an
Product: hypoxia inducible factor 1 subunit alpha inhibitor
Exons: 8
Coding region: 245-1351 (368 amino acids)
Biological process (GO): negative regulation of Notch signaling pathway; peptidyl-aspartic acid hydroxylation
Cellular component (GO): nucleus; cytoplasm
Molecular function (GO): ankyrin repeat binding; [protein]-asparagine 3-dioxygenase activity; peptidyl-histidine dioxygenase activity
Source: RefSeq, a predicted model, not a curated record